Messenger RNA from Ceutorhynchus assimilis (cabbage seed weevil), 714 nucleotides. Lineage: Eukaryota; Metazoa; Arthropoda; Insecta; Coleoptera; Curculionidae. The record is from the annotation of a GenBank genome assembly.
AUGUUAAAAUCAAUUUUACACACAUUUUCCUUACUUAAACCAUAUAAUCGAAAUCAAAUAAUAUUUUGCCAAAAAUGCUGUAGAAAAACCCCCUUCAGAAACUACAGUAAAGACAGUGCCGAACGAAUAAGACAAGCUAAUAAAAAAGGUAUCAGAACUUCACUUUACUAUAUUACUGCAGCUGGGAUUUUCACAAUAGGCAUGAGUUAUGCAGCUGUGCCUUUGUAUAGGAUGUUUUGCCAAGCCUACAGCUAUGGAGGCACUACACAGCAAAGCCAUGACGGUAGUAAAGUAGAGGGUAUGCAAGUUAAUCAGAAAAGACCCAUUAAAAUCAGAUUUAAUGCUGAUAAGGCGGCCAAUAUGAGGUGGAAUUUUAAACCACAACAAAACGAAAUUACAGUGUACCCAGGUGAAACUGCUCUAGCAUUUUACACUGCAGUAAACCCUACAGACCAUCCAGUGAUAGGUAUCAGUACUUACAAUGUUAUUCCCUUCGAGGCAGGCCAGUAUUUCAAUAAAAUCCAAUGUUUUUGUUUUGAAGAACAAAUGUUGAAUCCUCAUGAACAAGUUGACAUGCCAGUAUUCUUCUACAUUGAUCCAGAAUUCUCAGAAGAUCCUUAUUUGGAGUUUUGUAAUGAUAUCACUUUGUCUUACACGUUUUUUGAAGCCAAGGAAGGGUUUAAAGUUCCUAUACCACAGUUUUUACAAAGAUAA